Aspergillus tanneri is the source of this 1956-nucleotide messenger RNA. It is a transcript of the gene rex3, whose product is annotated as putative RNA exonuclease Rex3. Gene Ontology annotation, molecular function: exonuclease activity; nucleic acid binding. Bases 1 to 1956 code for a protein of 651 amino acids. NCBI's taxonomy places the organism in Eukaryota, Fungi, Ascomycota, Eurotiomycetes, Eurotiales, Aspergillaceae. The record is from RefSeq and is a predicted model, not a curated record. The transcript has a single exon. Gene Ontology annotation, cellular component: nucleus.
AUGUUCUCACCACUUGGCCUGUUUAAGGGUAUACUCUGUCCCCAGGGAGAGCUAUGCUCUCUCUUGACUUGCAUUUUCUACCAUCCGCCCGUCGGCUCCCAUGCAGGAGAUGGCAGGGGUGCAGUGGCGCAUGUUGAUGUAACACGGGAUGAUGCAUCUAGGCCAGCUACACCGACUCUGAAGGAGCCCAAAUUGGAGGCAACGGUCGGGACCAGUAGUGACACUUUGAAAGAACCACAUCGUUCAUCCAAAGGAGAACCUGUAAGCCAAGGAGCUACGUCGGCAAGUGUAGCGGGAAAACCGUCCCAACUAGCAGGUCUGAGGCCUCCUACCAAGCUUCAAUCCGUGUCAAGGGCGGUCUCGCCGCCGUCAACGAGGUCGGACUCAACAUCGUCAAAACGUGAUAAAUCUGCAUCCGAGAAGCCAAAGGCGGAUUUAUUGCCAAGACAGGCUCCUCGUGAAAGUCUGAACCCUCGAAUGCUUACGAAGGCACCUGCACCUCAUGGAGUUCGAUUGUCUAUUCUGACGAAGCUUCAUGCUGCCAUGUCUACCUUGAACGACAAGAUGGCCAAACAGAAGGAUGGCACAGAGAAAUAUUUAGUCCUAUCUCCCAAUGAGCUAAUCACAAUGGCCCUGGACGAGGAAGAGAAAGUAGCGAAGGGGAGCGCCAAUAUAUAUUCGAAUGUCAUUAAGCUCCGGAUCGUGAAGCUGUCGAAAAUGAACCAAGAGGACUGGGCUAAAGAGGUCAAGGCUCAUCUAAACGAAAGAUACUACAAGAUUGCGCCCAGUCAGCUAAAUCCCAAGCCCAAAGUUCUCACGACAGGCCUGAGUGUCGAGGAAGAAAUUGCAAUUGUGACUAAGUUGGCCACAUCUCUAGAAGGUCUAGAGCAAUACGGUUACAUGACAAAAGCACCCACGAGCGAUGAAAUCGAGAAUGCAAGGAAAGGUGUCACGGAGUCUAAAGGCUGGGAAAAAUGUGACCGCUGUGGCGGACGAUUCCAAGUUUUCCCCGGACGCCGCGAGGAUGGCUCUUUGACGACAGGGGGGCAAUGCACAUAUCACCCAGGGAAACCAUUCUACCCUCCGAGGAAGCAGACCGAUCAUAUCACUGGACCAAGAGAGGCCUACUUCUCCUGCUGCAACGAGACUUUGGGGACCUCUUCAGGCUGUACGAAAGGCAAAACCCACGUCUACAAAGUGACGGAGACCAAACGACUCGCAUCUAUCCUUCAGUUUGAAAAAACCCCGGCUCAAGUGGAAAAGGGGCCACAACCGCCUGUGUGCUUCGAUUGUGAGAUGGGGUACACAACCUUAGGAUUGGAGCUAAUUCGGAUCACCGCCGUAAGCUGGCCGGAAGGCAAGCGGUUACUCGAUGUUCUCGUCAGACCGCAGGGCGAAGUCCUAGAUCUGAAUUCGCGCUUUUCCGGCGUUUUCCCCGACCACUACACCAGAGCAAUUCCUUAUGGUACUCCUCAGUCCGCGUCAUGCACAGUAGAGGACGAGUCGGCGCCUAUGUACGUUGUGGAAUCCCCCGCAGCGGCACGAGCAUUGUUGUUUCAGUUUAUACAACCCGAGACGCCUCUUAUUGGACAUGCCAUCGACAAUGACCUGAAUGCAUGUCGUAUCAUCCACUCGACCGUUAUCGAUACCGUCCUACUUUAUCCACACCCGCGAGGGGGACUACCCAAUCGCAUGAGCCUCAAGACAUUAUGUAAAAAGCACCUUGAUAGGGAUAUUCAGACCGGAGGAGACCGGGGCCACGAUUCCAAAGAGGAUGCGGUCGCCACGGGAGACUUGGUUCGGGUCAAAGUUGCCGAGACUUGGACUUUACUUAAAUCAAAGGGAUGGACAUUCCAGGGCGAUCAGCUUGUUCCUCCGCCGGGGACAUCCGAAGAUGCUACAGGAGAGUGGAGACUGGGCCCUGGGGCUGGGCAGAAAAGGGCAAGUACUGGUUGA